AUGGUGAAUAUCGAAUCAUCGCCAACGGCAUUAGCGAAUGAAUUUUUAUCAAAGUUAAGAAAGAAAGGAAACGAUGAAUUUCGAAUUAAAAUUGCACAUCAACUUUAUAAUUAUAUUAAUGGCGAUCUACGUGAUAAUAAUGCUCGUUAUAUCGACCAGUUUAUAUCAACAUUUGAUGCAAACAUGGAUCAGGUUAAUGCUCCUUAUCCCAUUUGUGUAUGUUUGGUCGAAACUGAAGGUCAAGAGGAGUCAAAAAGAGUACCACGUUUUGCGAAAUAUUUACUAAAAGUUCUAACAAGCAGCGAUGAAACAGUGAUUAAAUUAGCAGCGAGAGCUAUUGUCUAUCUUAUUCAAACAUCGAAGACAUUUGCCGUUGAACUUGUUGAGAAAUCACUUAAUCAAGUCUGUGAAUGGUUGGAAGAAGCUGAACGCAAUGAAUUGCGCCGAUUAGCUGCUGUGUUUCUUGCUCGGCAAUUAGCACUUUAUACCUCAACUUCAUUCCUUCUUCGAGCAUCGACUUUUUUUAAUAAUAUUUUUCGAAUAAUACGUGACCCUAAGGUUCAUGUACGUAUAGCAGCAACGAAAGCUUUGCGAGCCGUUUUAGCCGUAACAUCUCAAAGAGAAGCAAGGCAGAAAUCAGAAUGGUAUAAGCAUUGUUAUGAGGAAGCAAUAUCUUGUUUAUCAUACGAUGGUUUGAAUCGUGAUGAAAGAUAUCAUCCUACUCUACUGAUACUGAAUGAAAUUUUACGUAUAAGUGAUGCCGAAAUUGAAUGUAUUCGUAUCAAAUCACUCGGCCGUGAACCUGAGCAAAACAUUCGGACUAUUAUAGAUUCCCAACCAGUUGAUUGGCUCACCGAACAAACUUUCUUUCGUACUGCUGAUAGUGAAACAGCGAGAAAUCUUGUGUUUGAAAAUUUUAAAAAGAUUUUUGAAGUAUGUAAUCGCGCGGUUUCUAAUCGUUUGCUUUACUGUCAGUCGACUUUGCUUGAGAUAUUCCCUCGUUUGUUUUCCUUUCAUCAAACAUAUUAUAAGGAAGAUUUAGUAGGAUUAACGCUUGAUCCAUUUCCUAUAUAUGCGUAUUUUAUUUCCUUAAUUCCUAAACAUCCAUCGGCCUUGUUGUCUAUUGGGUUGUUAGUAUUUAAAAGAUCAGAAGAACUGGAAUCUUCAAUCAGCAAACUGCUUAAUGUGAUUCAACAACUAAUUCAUUCUGCGAAUAGCAAGUAUUUAUAUUUUUUUACUGUAUUUUUUUUACUAUUGGAAUUAAAAGAUUUAUUUGGUGUUGGCACUUUCAUUUCAUUAUAUAUUUCUGAAUUCAGACGGAGGUCCUUGGAUAACAAUGUUUUCAUUUGUUUGGUUUUGGUGGUACGUGCAUUAAAAAUGAAAAUUGAGCAGCAAAUGCGAGAUUUGUUACCACUGUUAUUUUCCACUUCAUUAUCUAAGGGAUUAACUGAUGUAGCAGACGAAAUAAUGCAAAAUAUUCCUGGUCUUAAAACUGAGGUGCAGGACUAUUUAUUGAAAGAACUUUAUCAAAUGCUCUUAAAUCAGAAGUUUCCAAGUAAAUUGGAUCCACCAACACCACCUCCUUUGCCGUCCGGUCCUGUUGUUAUAAAUAAUCCCACGUUAAUUAUACUGGCUUUAUCGACUCUUGGUCGUUUUGAUUUUCAACGUCAUUCUCUGCAGGCAUUUUUGAAGUAUAUAGCUCAUGGGCAUUUGGUUUGUGAAUGUGUUCAGGUCCGUUUAGCAGCUGUCAAAUGUUGCUCAAAAGUUUUGCUUCCUUUUGUGAAAAUAUUUCAAUUAGGCGGGAGAAAACAAAGGCAAGAAGUGCUCAAUUUGAUCCAUUCAGUUAUCAAGCAAUUAGUUUCCGUUUCCGUCGUUGAUACAUGUAAACUGUUUUCGGUGUUAGUUCUCAGUGAGAUUAUAAAUAAUGAUUUAUCCUUUCCCAAAGGCAUGAAGAAGGAGUUGAGAAUGAGACAAGGCACUGGUACCGUAUUGGAUGCCGCGGCGGAGGUUCGAAUUAGUGUUAUACGAGCAUUUAAAGAAGCAGACGAAUCUUUUUUGUCUCAUUUAGCACAGGCAGAAAUAGCUGAACUUAUCUUUAUGAGCUUAUAUGAUGAAAAAUUGGAGAUUCGUGAGGAAGUUGUUGUUUUAUUAAUGAAGCUUGGAGAAUUUAAUCCAGGUUUUGUUAUGCCUCGUCUGCGAGAAGUGCUUUUAGAAACUCUGUCUUUAUUAAUGAACAGUCGUGUUGGAAGAUUGGAAGAACAUAGUGCUUGCCUUAUCACUCAUAUUGCGAAACAAAGGCCUAUGUUUGCUCGCCCAUAUAUGCGUUUGAUUUUAAAUGCAGUUAUUCCUAAAUUGCGUGCGGAUUUACGAUCCGUUGAUGUCACCGUGCAGGUUUUAAAUGCUCUCAGUGAAUUAGCUAAGGCUGGUGGCGCUGAUUUGGUAAUAGCGAUCCCGACUCUUUUCGGAGCGUUAGUUCAGUUUUUACAGGAUUCUAGCAGCAUUGUUAGACGAGAGGUCGUAUUUUAUUUCCGCAACUUAUUUUUCUUUAUCGCUUCGAGUUUUUCUUCUGCAGCUCUCCGUACUCUUGGUCAUCUUUGUCAAAAUACUGCCUAUGUAGUGGAUCCUUACAAGGAUUACCCCGAACUUCUUGACGUUCUUUUAAAAUUGCUGAAAACAGAAAUGAGUAUUUCAAUGCGUCAUACUAUUAUGAGGGUUUUGGGUAUAAUCGGUGCAUUAGAUCCUUUUACCCAUAAAGUAUACACAGGGAAAGUACAAUCAAUCGCCUCCAAUUCCAGAAACUUGUCACUUCCCAUGAUAACUGCUUCUGUGGAUGUAAGCAAUGAUAUUAUUCAGUGGUUUCAUUAUGAACGCUUUACUCUGGCAGAAUUUUACCCAGAAUUGGCUAUCGCAAGUCUUGUAGAAAUGCUAAAUGAUGUUACUCUUUGUCAUUUAUAUAAGAGUAUAAUACAACCAUUAUUAACAGUUUUAAGCAGCGUGGGGCCAAAUUAUGCAUCCAAAGUGAAUAAGAUAGCUCCUCGACUUCUUGAUAUAGCUAGUUCAUCAACGCAAUCUGAUCUUCGGCAAUAUUAUCUUCAACAAAUAGCAAAACUUACUGCGAUUGUUAAGACUGAUAUGAAACCGUACAUAUCGAAAUUAUUUUCUCUUAUUUCGGAUAUUUGGUGCGAUGACACUUCCAUAAAAUUAACUAUUAUAAAUGUUAUGGAUCAAAUCGGUGUUGCUCUUGGAUCUUCAUUUGCUUCACAUGUUGCUGAUUUAUGUCCAUAUAUAUUGAAAGUUAUCCAAUAUGAUCGAACUUAUGAAAAGUCGUUAACUCUUGCGGUAUUUUCUUGCAUUCAGUCGAUAUCACCGUGUCUUGGCUCAUAUCUUAAUCUUAUACUACAUCCAGUUCUUUCUAUACUUGAUGAUGGAUCGAUAAAAAUUGAUGUGCGAUUAUCAGCAUUAGAAACGAUAUGUCAUAUUAGUGAAAAUGUCUACCUCAGAGAUCAUGCUUCUUCUAUUAUGCAAAUAUGGAUGCGUGUGAUUUCAGUUCAUGCUCUUCAGCAGAAAUUGUUGCAUUUACUUGUUUCUCUUGUUAAACAGAUGUGGAAACAUUUUUUGGUGUUUCGAUCAACUGUGGACCAAGCUCUAGCUAAAUAUGAACUGAAAUGCGACGAAUAUAUUAUACUGACAAGCAGGCUGGAUGAUGACUGUACGGUUGCACCAACUCUUCCUGAUGGUUUUUCACCAAAUCGGUUGCCUUCAGCAUUGAAAGCUUCCGCUCUAGUUCGAUCGGAGAAGGGCCAACGAAUUAAUUUUGAUUUAUUAAAGAAAAUUUGGAAUACCUCACAGCUUGUUUCAAAAGAAGAUUGGGAUAGUUGGCUUGGCUUACUUCGUACACAGUUUAUACGACAAAGCCCAUCGAUUGCCAUUCGUGCAUGUGCUCCACUUGCAGAUGUCCAUUUGCAGCUUGCCAAAAACUUAUUUAACGCAGCGUUCAUGUCAAUAUGGACUGAGUUAGAGCCUUAUCAACAGUCAUUUUUGGAAACCAAUUUGAAAAAUAUUCUUGAUACUACUGAUCAUCAAGAUAUUAUACAAACAAUUUUAAAUCUAGCAGAAUUUGUAGACCACUCUGAAAAGGGACCUUUGCCAGUUGGGAAUGAACGUCUCAGUAAAUAUGCCGAAAAAACACAUGCAUAUGCAAAAGCACUCCGUUAUACCGAACUCAAUAUUCGAGAAAGAUUGAGAAAGUUGGAGUCUUAUGUAAAUGAUGAUUCGAAACAAGAUGCGGAAUAUUGCAAGGCAUUAAUAAAGCUUUUUUCUAGAUAUGCUAAUAAACUGAAUGUGCAAGAAGAAGCUGCUGGUGUUGUGGCUUUUGCUAGAAAACACAAUAUUGAGAUAUCGAUUGAAGGAAGAUGGUACGAAAAAUUAAAUGAGUGGGAAAAAGCACUCGAGGUCUAUGGUAAAGAGAAAAGUAUAAGUGAUGAGAUAUAUUUUCACCAAAUGCACUGUAUGGAAAUGCUUGGUCAGUGGCAAGAAAUCAAUGACUUGGGAAAACAAUUAUUUACUGGAAAUAGGAAGCUGGAUCCUGUUUAUAAACAGAAAAUGGCUGUUGUUGCUGCUCGAGGUUGUUGGGCAAUUGGUAAUAAGUUAUGGGAAAAUUCUCUUUUAGGAACUGAUAGAAUAUUCUUCACCAUUUUCCAGAAUUGCAUAUUACUUUAUGCACUAAAAUUUUCACCAAAGUUUUUGUAUUAUUCUCGUACAAAAUUAUUUUUUCUAAUUUUAGGUGAUUGGGAUUUAAUGCCUUCGUAUGUCGAAAAACUGAAUGCGAAUCAUCAAGAUGGCGCUUUUAUGAAGGCUGUAUUGGCGAUACAUAAUAAUAAAUUCGAUGAAGCUCAAGAUUAUAUCAACAAAGUCCGCGAUAUAUUUGAUGCUGAUUUAACAGCGAUGGCAUCUGAAAGUUAUGAAAGAGCUUACGGAGCCAUGAUUCUUGUUCAGCAACUAACAGAAUUAGAGGAGGCGAUUGAAUAUAAAAGAUGGCCUGACCGCCGUUCUCGAAUAAGUGUAACCUGGAGUCGAAGAUUACAGGGCUGUAGAAAAAAUAUUCAACAAUGGCAACAAAUGCUUCUUGUAAGAUCUACAGUUUUAUCAGUGAAUGAGAUGAGACCAUUAUGGAUUAAAUUUGCCUCUCUCUGUAGACGUCAGAAUAAAUUGGAUAUGUCGCGUCGCGUAUUGACGAAUUUACUUGGUGUUGAUAAGGAAACCCAAUUAAACGAAAUACCCAAUUUGCCUUUGGAUAAACCUGCAUUGUUAUUAGCUAUUUGCAAGCAGCUGUGGAUUGAGAAACAUUAUAAUCAUGCACGUACAACUCUGGAAAAAUUGGUUACAAGCAUGGAUCAUGACAGAGCAAUGAUCAAAGCGAAUGCAGAAUUAAGUCAUAUUGCUGCUAAGUGUUGUCUAAAUUUGGGUGAUUGGGAAGAAAUAAUGUCAUCACGCAACACACAACAGUUUCUGCCUUCAGCUCCUAUAACAUUUCCUCCUUUUAUGAAUUCUCUUCAUUCCAAUAUCCAUUCUAAUGUCAUGCCUGUGCAUCCAGUUUUUCCUAAUUUUCAUAUGGGUGUUAUUGUUUCUGGUCCAAUGAUAAUACCAACUAUUCAUAGUCAGCCUAUAAAAUACUAUACAAUCGCUUGUAAUUUCGAUCCCAAUUGGUUCAAAGCUUGGUAUAAAUUGGCGACAGCAUAUUAUAAUUCUUCACUGUGCCUGUCGAAAGAUGAGCAAACAUCGCCAAUUUUACUGGAGCAGUCGGCAGUUCCGAUUGCUGCACCUGUUUGUGAAAGCAUGGUAUACUAUGCAAUACAGGCUGUAAAAUGUUUUGUUAAAACUCUGGUACUUGCUCAGGGGUCUCGACUUCAAUAUAUCCUUCGUUUUUUAUCAUUAUGGAUUAAGCAUGGUGAUAACAAGGAAGUUUUCGAAAAUAUUCGUGAAUCAAUAAAAAUAUUACCAGUUGAAAUAUGGCUUGAGGUUGUGCCGCAGCUGAUUUCACGAUUGGAUUCGGAGAAAAAUGUUAUUCAACUUAUUAAAAAAGUUCUUAUUGAUCUGUCUAAAGCCCAUCCACAGUCCCUUCUUUAUGCUCUGACACUCGCAGCACGCUCUGGUAAUGCACGACGAUCCAGUGUGGCAGUUGAAAUAUUGAUUUUAAUGAGUGAGGAUAAACAAAUCCUAGUGGACCAAGCUAAAUUGGUAACUGAUGAGCUUAUUCGAUGCGCAAUAUUAUGGCAUGAACAAUGGCACGAAGCGCUUGAUGAAGCAUCUAAACUAUACUUUCAAGAAAAUAAUCCUGAGGCCAUGAUUGAGCUGCUUCAGCCUUUGCAUGCGCUGCUUGAGAAGGGUGCAGAGACAUCAAAAGAGCAAUCUUUCAAACAGACUUACGAAAACGAGCUGAAAGAAGCGUGGAAUGCUUGUCAAGCUUAUGUUCGUCACACCAGCGAUGCGAAAGUCCUAACACAAGCUUGGGAUCUCUAUUAUACUGUUUUUCGAAAAAUAACUGCUCAGCUUCGUCAGUUAUUAUCUCUCGAUUUAAAUCAUGUCGCUCCAAGAUUACUGAAGGCGCAGUAUCUUCAGUUGGCUGUUCCAGGGACCUACGAUCCCAAUCAACCACUAGUAACGAUUGCAUCGGUCGGAAAUCAUUUACAAAUUAUAAGCUCAAAGCAAAGGCCGAGAAAAGUUGUUAUUAAAGGAAGUGAUGGGAAAGAUUACAUGUUCCUACUCAAAGGGCAUGAAGAUCCACGGCAGGAUGAAAGAGUAAUGCAACUCUUUGGGCUCGUCAAUACUCUUUUAUUGAAUGAAUCUGAUACCUGUCGUCGAAAUUUAACAAUUCAACGUUAUUCUGUUAUCGCUUUGAAUCAGAACAGUGGACUAAUUGGGUGGGUACCUAAUUGCGAUACUUUGCACACCUUGAUUCGUGAUUAUCGUGAAAAAAAGAAUAUAUUAUUAUCUUUAGAGCAUAAAUUAAUGCAGGCGUUUGCCACAGAAGUUGAUCAGCUUACUGUGUUACAGAAAGUGCAGGUAUUUGAACAUGCUCUACAAAUGACUCCUAAUAAAGGAAACGAUCUCCAAAGAAUAAUAUGGUUGAAAUCACCUGACUCGGAAGUUUGGUUUGAUCGACGCACCAAUUAUACUCGUUCAUUGGCUUGCAUGUCGAUGGUGGGAUAUAUUCUCGGUGUUGGAGAUAGACAUCCAUCGAAUUUAAUGUUGGAUCGGAUCAGUGGGAAGAUAGUGCACAUUGAUUUUGGGGAUUGUUUCGAAGUUGCAAUGAAAAGAGAAAAAUUCCCAGAGAAAAUACCUUUUCGACUUACUCGCAUGCUUAUUCAGGCGAUGGAAGUAACUGGCAUAGAAGGUAAUUAUCGCAUCACGUGUGAACGAGUUCUCCGAGUCCUUCGUUCCAAUCGGGAAAGUCUGCUUGCAGUUCUUGAAGCAUUUGUAUAUGAUCCUUUGAUAGCAUGGAGGCUUAUUGAUGGCAAUAGACGUCCUCCACCAGAGAAAGAACAACAACAUUUAGAUAGUCAAACUGAUUUGAAAACUGGUAACCAAGUUUCAUUACAUCCGAUAGCCCAACAUUCAUUACAAAGGAUUCAGCAUAAAUUGACUGGUAAAUUCAACAUUUUAUUUUUUUCCGCUGAUAUUUUAGGAAAGGAUUUUUCAUCAAGCGUUGAGUGUUCAGUGUCGGAACAGGUCACAAAAUUGAUAGAACAAGCGACACAUCCAGAAAACCUGUGUCAAUGUUACAUUGGAUGGUGUCCGUUCUGGUGA
Dracunculus medinensis (Guinea worm) is the source of this 7806-nucleotide messenger RNA. The record is from the annotation of a GenBank genome assembly. Lineage: Eukaryota; Metazoa; Nematoda; Chromadorea; Rhabditida; Dracunculidae.